Messenger RNA from Paraglomus brasilianum, 741 nucleotides. The record is from the annotation of a GenBank genome assembly. Lineage: Eukaryota; Fungi; Glomeromycota; Glomeromycetes; Paraglomerales; Paraglomeraceae.
AUGUCUAAUGAAAGAAUUAUCCUGAAUGUUGGUAGUGUAAAGUAUGAAACGUAUAUUUCUACGCUAACCGCUUAUCCGGACACAGUACUUGGCGUGAUGUUCUCACCGCGCAAUCGAGAAAUGUUAAAAAUCGAAAAUGGAGAGGUAUUCAUAGAUCGAGAUGGGUAUCUCUUCUGGUAUAUCUUACAAUUUUAUAGAACAGGUGUGAUACCUACGAUUCCUACGUCCCACGCAACGGCAUCUUUAAUCGCCUUUUCCCAGGAAGACUUGGCUCGAGAGAUAGACUACUAUCAAUUACCACUGCCAGCACCAACGGAACCAUCGCCAUCAGUGCUCGCAACGACACUUGGAUCAAAGACAGUGGACGAAUUUAUUUCAGCUUUAUGUUCAACAGCUAAAGAUACUCUAGCAAACUUUCGUACCAACCUCGCGUUUACUUACUUUCAGCAUCCGCGAGAAUGUAAAGAUUAUUGGGCCAACGAUGUAGUAUCUCAUCCGUGGACAGCUCGCUUAAAAGAAUUUGAAAUUGUCGGGUUUGAAAUAUUAGAGUCUGUUGGACAAGAGAUUGGUCAAUACUUGCAAAAGCAUUUGCAAGGGUUACGUUGGAAGUUAGAACUGCAUGUGGGAAACACUCCAUCGUCAAAUAAUUCGUAUAGAGUCGUGAUCGAUUUCGAGAGUAAACCCAAGAAAGAAGAUAUAAUCGCGAAUAGUUGUUUUUUAAAGGAGAUGCAUCAACCAUAA